This is a messenger RNA of Solenopsis invicta (red fire ant), 1939 nucleotides long. It is a transcript of the gene TTLL15, whose product is annotated as probable tubulin polyglutamylase ttll-15. The transcript is spliced from 5 exons. The record is from RefSeq and is a predicted model, not a curated record. Lineage: Eukaryota; Metazoa; Arthropoda; Insecta; Hymenoptera; Formicidae. Bases 264 to 1796 code for a protein of 510 amino acids. Gene Ontology annotation, biological process: protein modification process.
CAUCUGAAAAAGUAUAGUUAAAUCGAUAAUCGUAUCUCUCGAAAGUCACACAUAAGCCUAAUGCAGACUGCACGCAGCAAGCGUCAAGCAGCAUUUAUUAUCAGAAACCGGUUUUCAAUGGUUCUCCCACGUGGAAGGCGGUUGGUAAAGCGGGGAUAAGUUACAACGGUACAUACUUUCACAUGAUGUGCAUUCGUUGUUCGAAAGCAAACUUGUUGCGGACUGAAUGAUUGAAUUAAUUCUAGUCCCGCUUAAAUCAAAAUAUGUCAGACGAAAAGAAACUUGGAAAAGAGCAGGACAAAAAGAAAACACAAUGUGCCAUGAAAAGACGAAUAAUGAAUCUGAAGGUGAAGACGAUACUGAAGAUUAUUUUAUCUUCUAUAAUGGGGCCUUUGAUUCUCUAUGGCAUACUUUUCGUAUACAUGCGUUAUCAAACGCAUUUGAGGCAUCUGUUUGAUAGAUCGGUGAUAAUAAAUGAAGCUCGACCAAAGUACUGGGUCUAUACCAAGGGCAAUGACACCGGCUACCUGAAACACGUACAUGCAGUGCUCCAAAGACUCGGCUUCCAAGAAGGCAAUAAUCAAUCUGACUGGGAUCUGUUGUGGGCCCAUGAUUAUCCAUUUCGUGUACUGUCCCCGAGCUUAAGGAAAUUGCAGCAACAUCAGCGAGUCAAUCAUUUCCCCGGCUGUGGCUACAUCACGAAUAAGGUGGAUCUGUCGACAUCGCGCAACGGCCGGUACAUUCCGGCGGCAUUCAAGAUGCCCGAGGACCAGCAAGCCUUCCUCGAUUACGCCAGAUCAAAUCCGGCAAAGCGGUUUGUGCAGAAGUCAAACGAUCACCGAGGCAUCCGUAUUCGCGGCAGCGACGACGCAAAUUUUACCGCUGAUACGUUCGUCCAAGAGUUCAUCGAGCGGCCAUUCCUCGUAGACGGAUAUAAAUUCGAUAUUGGCGUAUACACCGUUAUAACGUCCGUGGAUCCAUUGCGGGUGUACGUUUAUAAAGGCGACGUGUUGUUCCGCUUCUGUCCAAUCGAAUAUUAUCCAUUCGACCCAGAGAUUCUGGAUAAAUAUGUGGUUGGCGAUGAUUAUCUGCCGAUUUGGAACGUGCCGUCCUUGAAGAAAUAUUAUACUGAACUCGGGCACUCGAUGAAGGAUUCAUUCGAUGCAUACGUUAGAGAGCAAGGAAAAAAUCCGGAGGAAAUGUGGGACAAGGCAUAUGAUGCUAUUCGGGAAGUCGCUUUGAUGAAGGAGGCACAGAUCAGAGAAGUCUCCAAACGUUUUGGUAAUGGCAGACAUUUCUUCGAGCUUGUAAGAUUCGAUCUGGCCCUCGACGAGGAUCUGAAUGUCUACAUGAUGGAAGCAAACAUGUCGCCAAAUCUGUCCUCCGCGCAUUAUCCUCCAAAUCAGUUACUCUACGAGCAGGUGAUAUUCAAUACAUUAGCGUUAGUUGGUAUUGCCAAGAGGAUCAGAAGAGAAUCCUUGAGAAUAAGAAAUAAAAAGGAGGAAGAAAUGGAAGUAGCAAACAAGAAUAUCGUAGUGCUGCCGGAGCUUUGCAAGAAAUGCGAUAACGAUUGCUUUCGCAUAGAGUGCCAACUGUGUCGACCAUGCUUCACAUUGGAAACGAAACUUAUUUUGUCGCAGAGUUAUCUUGAGCAUCAGAAUCAGAUGGAUUUUCAAAGAAUUUUCCCACCGCCGAUAACGAGAGACAUGACGCUGAAGAAUUACACACUGAGAAAUCAAUUACUUAUUAGAUGGUAUCAAGGAAAAUGCAAACUGGAUAAGACAUGGUGCAGAUGAUUACGGUAAAAUUAGAAAUUUAUCCUAAGUCUUAUAUAAUAUUUAUUUCAACUGUAAACUGUAUAUGUAAAACUGUAUAUAUAAUGUAUAAACAAGUAGAAAUAUGAAAAUCAUUUAAUAAGUAAAUGUAAAGUAAAAACGCG